Messenger RNA from Aspergillus uvarum CBS 121591, 1163 nucleotides. Its product is annotated as F-box protein. The record is from RefSeq and is a predicted model, not a curated record. Gene Ontology annotation, molecular function: protein binding. The coding region runs from base 84 to 1163 and encodes 359 amino acids. NCBI's taxonomy places the organism in Eukaryota, Fungi, Ascomycota, Eurotiomycetes, Eurotiales, Aspergillaceae. The transcript has a single exon.
UCAGGUCUAAUCCAUCUGCAUUUACAAGCCUCGCUUCGUCGCUAAAACCACCUUCACUGUUAUCUUCUUUUUCAAUUAUAGCAAUGCUUGGUGUCACAUCUUUGCCUCCGGAACUAAUCUGCAUGAUGGCUGAUUAUCUGAAUGCAGAGGACUUGCUCUCUCUCCGUGCUGUUUCUAAAGAUAUGAAAGCGUGCACAACCAAGGCUCUGGAGCCCGUAUGGACUCGUUCACUACGCGUUAUACACACGGAUUUCUCCAAUCAGAGUCUCUCUCGGAUUCAUCGAAUUGCGGAGAACGACGGGUUGAGAGACUACGUUAGAAUCAUGAGGAUUGAGCCACCCUUCGGUCCUCUAACCCCCCUUCAUAGAGUGACUAUGUAUAACCUGAUCAAGGAUCCUACCUCGAUUCCGAAGAUCAAGACACUCAAGGAUGACCUCGUGCACGCACUCAAAAACUGCAGGAGCUUUGAACUCUGCCUCAGCUGGAAGGAAGGUAACCUCACGUACCUAGAUAGCGACGACGUUCUUAGCAUCCUUUUCCACAUUUUCGUCGAGGCUGAGUUCCCCGUGGAAAAUCUGGCCUUGUACACUCAUCGGUAUACUGAGGAAUCUCAGAGGCCCAAAAGAGCCCGUCCUUACACCCGAAUGCACAAGCAGCCCAACCUUGCCCGUGCCUGGACUCAGCUCACUACCUUGCAGGUCACGCAGCCCUACUUCUUUCACCUUGCUAAUUACCUCUACAGGAUUCUGCCCCAGAUCAUACAAACUGCGCCUCGGCUCGAGAGACUGAUCAUCAUUGGCAAUGCCAUCAGCGGCCAGUCCAGGGAUCUUGUCUCACUGAUCAAGAACGUCAAACCUCUGGCGGAGAUCAAACAUCUUGAGAUCCAUCGUUCUGGUAUCGCUCUAGAGGACAUUCAAGAGUGGUUGCAGUUGAUCGGUGGCCAUUUACUGUCGCUGACCUUCUCUGGGUGCUUCACAAUCACGCCCGUUCCAUGGGCUACGUUCCUCGGCUGCGUAAAGAAUAAUUGUCCCGACUUGGAGGCUGUCACCAUUGAAGAUAUGCUCGUUGGCCUUGAAUGCCUAACAGUACAGUAUGACGGUGAGGGGUUGGCUGACGCGCUGGAUGAUAUGAUGCGGAAGUUCGAGGAGGCGGAUUGGUAUUGA